This is a messenger RNA of Corvus hawaiiensis (hawaiian crow), 1409 nucleotides long. Its product is annotated as zinc finger protein 239-like. Gene Ontology annotation, biological process: regulation of transcription by RNA polymerase II. Gene Ontology annotation, cellular component: nucleus. Gene Ontology annotation, molecular function: RNA polymerase II cis-regulatory region sequence-specific DNA binding; DNA-binding transcription factor activity, RNA polymerase II-specific. The transcript is spliced from 2 exons. NCBI's taxonomy places the organism in Eukaryota, Metazoa, Chordata, Aves, Passeriformes, Corvidae. The coding region runs from base 11 to 991 and encodes 326 amino acids. The record is from RefSeq and is a predicted model, not a curated record.
ACUUCUAGAGAUGGACUUGGGCAGGAGAAAGCCCCAACCCAACACACUCAUCCCUUGUUUCUCCCCAAACCAGGAUUUCCCAUUCCCAACCCUUGGCCAGAUGGAGGAGGAGGCUGUGAGGAAGAGGAAGAUGCCCCAGGACACCCAGGCAGACAAGGAGCUGAGCACGGAGCCCAGGGAGGACAAAUCCCCGCGGCAGAACCUGGUGGGAGAGGCCGUUUUGAGCGGCUCCACAGUGCAGGAAUGCAACGGGGAGGAAAAGCCCCGGAGAUCCCGCACGAGGAGGAGCUGCAAACGCAGCUCAGGGUGCUCUGAGGAGGAAAGACCCACCCUGUGCUGGGAAGGUGGCCGGAGAUGCAGCCAGAGGUCAGAGCCGGUGGUUCAUGAGCAGCUUCACAAUGGGGAGAAGCCGCACAAGUGUGGGGAAUGUGGGAAGAGCUUCAAACGGAGCUCCCACCUGAUUGACCACCAGAGGAUCCACACUGAGGAGAGGCCCUACGAGUGUGGGGAAUGUGGGAAGAGCUUCGGAGACCGCUCCAGCCUGAUCCGCCACCGGCGCAUCCACACAGGAGAGAGGCCCUACGAGUGUCCCGAGUGUGGGAAGAGGUUUCAGACCAGCUCAGAUCUCCUCCGGCACGAGCGGAUUCACUCAGAGGAGAGGCUCUUCCGCUGCCCCGACUGUGGGAAGGGCUUCAAGCAAAACUCCAGCCUCACCACCCACCGGCGCAUCCACACUGGGGAGAGGCCCUACGAUUGUCCCCAGUGUGGGAAGAGGUUUCAGACCAGCUCCCAUCUCCUCCGGCACCAGCGGAUUCACACGGAUGAGAGGCCCUUCCGCUGCCCCGACUGCAGGAAGGGCUUCAGGUACAACUCUGUCCUCGUCACCCACCAGCGCAUCCACACAGGGGAGAGGCCCUACGAGUGUCCCGAGUGUGGGAAGAGCUUCUCACAGAGCUCUAACUUGACCAGACACCAACGGAGGCACUGCUAAGGAAAGCCCUGCGAGUGCCCCAACUGUGGCAAGAGCUUUGUUCUCUGCUCCAACUCCAUCUCCCAUCAGAGGACCCACGUUUGGCAGAGCCCUGGUGACCCACAUUCCCUGUGAUCCGUGUUGGGAAGACCCCAGGCUGGUGCUGUCCACGUUCUCCUGGAUCCCUGUAGGCACCUGGGUGAACGCGGGGGCAGGAACAUCCAUCGGGACUCAGAUCAACAUUGGAAAUUCAUUGGGAAGAGCUGAUUUUUUAACUUCACACCCUAAAAUUUUCAUCUGCUCUGUCCAAUUGUUUCUUCUGGUGGUAUCAAGCAACCCUGGAUGAUCUUGGAGAUCUUCUGCAGUCUAAGUAAUUUCUGUGUUCAUCCCACUGAAACAACCAAAAGUGGAGUCAAAAUAAAGAAAUUAUACAAAGGCA